Messenger RNA from Micropterus dolomieu (smallmouth bass), 6111 nucleotides. RefSeq names its product BMP2 inducible kinase (gene bmp2k). The record is from RefSeq and is a predicted model, not a curated record. Lineage: Eukaryota; Metazoa; Chordata; Actinopteri; Centrarchiformes; Centrarchidae. The transcript is spliced from 16 exons. Gene Ontology annotation, biological process: protein phosphorylation. The coding region runs from base 800 to 4381 and encodes 1193 amino acids. Gene Ontology annotation, molecular function: ATP binding; protein kinase activity.
AACAAACCACCCACUUAUUUUGUAGGCUACCGUUGGGAAGUCACUAGAAGUUUAACGUUAGCGAAGCUCCACGAAAAUGACACAGACGAACCUAAUGACUUCGCUGGGGUGGUUCUGAUAAGAAAAGGACGUUUACUUGUGUGAAUUUCGGGUUACUAUUUAGUUAGCCCACCUGCAGUGGGGUGGCUAGUCUUGUAGAGGAACCGCUGUGGCUGCUAGCGAAUAUCGUUAGCCGCUAACUACCGCAGCUAGCGAGCUAACUAGCCGUUUCGCCCGAGUGAAGUGACUAAGUCGCGGCGUGCGACGCUAACAACGCCGACCCUGCUUCUGGAGGGCUACUAAGUUGGAUAUAUUCCUUGGAGAGCUUCGUUGCUGCCGCAGGUGCCACCAGACAACACCAGUGCCAGCUGCAUUGUUGUGCUUCUCCUCUGUCCUCUUCUCAUUGUUGGCGGCGCGUCCUCACUGCACAUCGUCCAGGCAUGCUAGCAACGGCUGCAGCCAGCUAGAGUGAUGACAUUAGCUAACGAAACUGUUGUUGUUUUUGGCCAUUUGUGAGUGGAUGCUGUCACUGGUACGAGCUUUGGGAGAUCGAAGGGGUUGUAUCGUCCCAUCGUGACGCCUGUACUUUCAUGUCGUAUCACCCGACAGCUAGUAAUCUCUCCAGAAGAACCAGACGCGGAGCAUGCAGGAGAAGAAAAGAUUUCAGAUAAGUAGAUAGGGGACGUCGGACACAACCGAGUUGAACUGGACUGUGUGGUUCACCACCAAACAGGGAUUGCAUUGACAGAGAAAGUAAAGGAUGAAGAAGUUUUCCAGAAUGCCAAAGUCCGAGAGCGGCGGACUCGGAGGGGCGUCCGGGUCCGGUUCCAGCUCCGGAGUCAGCAGCUACUUCGGUAAAGUGUUUGCUGUCGGCCGGUAUCAAGUCACCGUGGAAGAGCUUGUGGCAGAGGGAGGCUUUUCAGUGGUGUUUCUGGCUCGUACGCACAGCGGUGUCCGCUGUGCUCUCAAAAGGAUGUAUGUCAACAACGUCCCGGACCUUAACGUCUACAAGAGAGAGAUCACGAUCAUGAAGGAGCUGUCGGGCCAUAAGAACAUUGUCGGCUACCUGGACUCCACAAUCAACGCAGUGUCAGACAGCGUCUGGGAGGUCCUGAUCCUCAUGGAAUACUGUAAAGCGGGUCAGGUGGUGAAGCAGAUGAACCAGCGGUUGAAUGUGGGCUUCACUGAGGCUGAGGUCCUCAACAUCUUCUGUGACACCUGCGAGGCUGUGGCCCGCCUGCACCAAUGCAAGACGCCCAUCAUCCACAGAGAUCUCAAGGUUGAAAACAUCCUGCUAAACGACCAGGGAAAUUAUGUGCUAUGCGACUUCGGCAGUGCCACUCACAAGAUUUUGCUGCCACAUAAAGAUGGAGUGACCGCUGUGGAGGACGAGAUUAAGAAGUACACAACCCUUUCAUAUCGGGCGCCAGAGAUGAUUAACUUGUACGCAGGGAAAGCCAUCACCACUAAGGCUGAUAUAUGGGCACUUGGAUGCUUGUUGUACAAGCUGUGUUUCUUCGCACUUCCAUUUGGGGAGAGUCAAGUUGCCAUAUGUGAUGGAACCUUUAUCGUUCCGGAUAACUCCAAAUUCUCCUUCAAGUUGCACUGUUUAAUCAGAUAUAUGCUCGAACCAGACCUGGAGAAGAGACCAGAUAUUUACCAAGUGUCCUCCUUUGCCUUCAAAUUAGCUGGAAAAGACUGUCCAGUGCCAAAUCUCUUUAACUCCCCCAUCCCUACGUCGCUCCCAGAGCCUCUAACGGCUAGUGAGGUCGCUGCAAGGAAAAGUAUGACAAAAGCCAGGAUAACGGAGUCUGUGGGGCCGACGGAAACAUCAAUAGCUCCCAGACAGAGGCCAAAAGCAGCAAACAGUAACGUCUUGCCCCUCGCUAAUACUGUCACCCCUGUCAAGAUGACCGUGCCUUCAGCACCUGUCAGCAACGGCCAGAAAGCUCCCACCCCUGGCUCAGGGCAAACAUCCAUGCAGCCCCAGCCCAGCAGUCAGCAGCACCGAGUCCUGCAGCAGCUACAGCCUGGUGACCUGCGUUUACAGCAGCUACAACAACAUCCCCACCACCACCACCACCACCAACAGCAAGCUGUGCAGCAGCAUGCACAGCAACUCCAAUACCUCCAAUACCAACAGGCUGUACAGCAAUCCCUCCAGCAGCAGCAGCAGGCCCAGCUCCAGCAACAGCAGCAGCAGGCCCAGCUCCAGCAACAGCAGCAGCAGGCCCAGCUCCAGCAACAGCAGCAGCAGGCCCAGCUCCAGCAACAGCAGCAGCAGGCCCUGCUCCAGCAGCAGCAGAUGAUGAUGCAGCCGAUGUACCAGCAGCAGGUUGCUCAGGCCCAGGCCCAGGCUCAGUAUGCAGCCAUGCUGCACCAGUACCAACAGGCUUUUGUCCAGCAGCAGCAGCAACAACAGCAGCAGCAGCAGCAGCAGCAGCAUCAUCAACAUCAGCCUCAGCAGCAUCACCCCGCUCAGCAGCCUCUCCCCUAUAUGUCCUCCCCUCUUGAGUUCCAGAUUCCGUUGGGUUCCUAUAAUGCGACCACGCCCACAGCAGGACCUGGCCAGAUGGGGGGACCAUCUCCUGUGGAUCCCUCAUACACUAACCCCAGUAGAAACCCACUGCUUGCUUCAGAUGGGAUCACGACACCCUCUCAGAGCUGCAACAGUGCAGUCAGUAACCCCCCCGACAUGUCGGGCUGGAACCCUUUCGGAGAGGACAACUUCUCCAAGUUGACAGAGGAGGAGCUGAUUGACCGGGAGUUUGACAUGCUCAGAGCAAAAAAGCCGGUGGAGAGAACAGCCAGUGUGGAAACAGACCGACUGCAGCCUGCUGCAUCCGCUGCCAAGCCCCCCCUACCAGAGGACCUGUUUGGCUCAGUCCCGUUUGUGGCCAACGCAGGUACCAAUGUGAUAAAGACUGAGCAGAACAAUAAGGAUGUCGCCGUUCCUGCCCCUGUGUCAACCAUUGCAGAGGAUCUGCAGCAGCAGCUGGUGGCGGCCAAGGAGCACAAACCAGGCAAGAAGAGCACUUGUAGACCAGGUGAAGAGUCCGACAGUGACUUCGAGUCCGACCCUCCUUCGUCAAAAAGCAGCGAGGACGAAGAGCUGGAGGAGGAAGAAGGCCUGAAUAGUGAGCACGGAGAAGACACUGAGCCAGAGAAUUUAGGACAGAGGCCUUUGCUGAUGGAAUCAGAAGAAGAGGGAGAGGAGGAUGAAGACCAGCAUAGCUCUGACUCCGAUUACGAUCCCAGCAGGGUCAAGAGCCGCUCAAAGAAAGCUCUGACUGCUAAAGCCGCUUCAGCAGCCACCAGAGGUCCUCGGAAGGAUUCCGGCAUGACUCUGAUCACCCCGCCUGAGUCGCCCAGUGGAGCGAGAGCUGCUCCAGCUGAGGAUCCUGUGGAUGUUUUUGGUGCUGUUCCCUUCCUCGGAGGAGCCUCGCCUGUCGGGCCUUCAGAAAGCUCAGACAUCUUUGCCAAAGCGCCUUUCAGGCAAGUCAGCCAUGAGCAGCAAGCUGCGGACGAGUUUGAUGUUUUUACCAAAGCGCCAUUCAACCGGAACCUCUCUAAGUCGGGCAAGAGUGGUAGUGAUGUUCCCAUGGGCCAAACGCCACCCGUUUCCCCUGAGGGCAUUGACAUUUUCGGCUUCUCUCCCUUCCAGCCUGGCCCCACCGAACCGCCUCCCACCACCUCUAGAAGUGCAGAAGAUAUCUUCCGGCCAUCUUACGAGGAAUCAGCCAGCCCUCAGCAGCAGAGGCUGAAGCAGCGCAGCCUCCAGAAGCUGUCGUCACGCCAGAGAAAAACGAAGCAGGAGGCCACAGCAGGCGGCAGCAAUGGCAAACGCCACCACGGUACACCAACUGGGGGCCGCAAGACCAACAAGCCAACAUACCGCACACCUGAGCGAGUCCGCAGACACAAGAAGGUUGGUCGCAGAGACUCGCAGAGCAGCAACGAGUUCCUUAGCACCUCUGACUCUAAAGAGAACAUCAGUGUUGAUAUAACCAUGGCUGAAGGUAAAGACAAAGGAGCUUCUCUGCCGGUAGACGAGGCCCUUUUAGACCCGUUUGGAGCCAAACCUUUCCAUCCUCAGGACUGCAGCCGGCACGGCCAGUACCAAGGAAUCACCGACAGCAAGAGCGACAUGGGCACAGCCAAUGGCAAGUCCUGGAUGGGUUCUCUUCCUGGUGAUCUUGGAGAAAGCAGAAACAUGGAUGAUUUCGGGGCGGUGCCCUUCACAGAAAUGGUCAUCCACAGUGGACCACAGCAGCCUCCGCCACCCUCGCAGCCGCUGGAGCUCGACCCGUUCGGAUGUGCACCUUUUCCCUCGAAGCAGUGACUUAUCUCGCAUCUUCCCGCUGUGUCAGUUGCUGUUAAAUAACCCCUGAGCUUUUUUUAUUUGGGGGGGUGUCUUGGGAACAUAUUCAACCAAUCAAGAAAUGACAAGACAACAAUGUCCUAACAUUUGAAUACAUCUUUCAGUUUCAGUAACUAAAACCCAAAAUCCUGUGGAGUGAGUAAUGUUUCCACAUAUCUUUCAGCUGUACCUGUUUGCUCAGAAGCCUUUUAUGCUGCAUCUUAACGCUUGGAAAGACGUUUGAAACGGAAAACCCACUCGAAAAUCGUACUGUGAUAAGCUUUACGUAUGACCGCUUGACUCACUGCAAAAAGCUCUUUAUGGCCUGCCUUGUGAUCUACAAAUGUUGUUUUUAGCACCACAAAGCCUUACCCGAGCUGGGCUCUGCCUUGCUGCACAGUACCUCGGAAACUACGACACAGUCGGCCCGUGUUGGCCUUUAAUGUCAGCGGAAUUGUUUGGCAGUUGACCUUAACCACUUUGUUUUAACCUUAUUAGGCCUUUUUCUAUGCAUAAUUUCACAGUAGUCUAACGCAGGCAAAUAUGGCGAUGAUAUGUGUAGCGUUAAACUUUGAAAACUACAAGGGAUUGAAUUUUGUUUUUCCUUAAAAAGUUAGAUCUACUAAUUGGGUCAGGUUUAAAUUUAGGUUCUUAAAUGUUUUCUUUUUCAUUCUGGCAGUAAACUAUGUACUGUUAACUUUAUUUUUCAUUAAGUUACAACUCAACAACACAUUCUGUUAGAAAUAAGGAAGAAAUGAAAGCCACAUUAGCCCACUAGUCUAGGAUUGUGUUUUAAGAACUACAAAAAGUCACAAGCUGUGCUGUUUUCUCAGCAAUGUAAGUGCUCCUAACAUUUGAUGUCGUGGCAUUUUCAGAAUAAUUUAUGCUUUAGAAUAAAUGAGAAAUGCACCUUUUUACAGGAUACGGCUGGUAGUAUUCUAUACGUUUUGUUAUGUCAACAAAUCCCAGGAAAAGACCAAAAUCAACAAGGUGUGACUUCCUCACCCUGUCAGUGGCUCUCAGCACCAGUCCGUUGGAUACUCGAAGAGGUAAAUCUUUAAUGGGAUCAUUUUAUGUCAUGUGAAAUAUGCUUAUUCACUUUAUUGUUGAGAUAUUUUAGAAAAUUGAUACCGCUCAAGACUGGUAACAGACAAUUUUGUGCCCAGAGCAGUGACGUCUUCGAGUCCCUCUGGUUUCCUGACAAGACUCAAGGAAUAACUGUCUGGCCAAUAGUAGAGUGCACAACCCCCCAUAAAAUCACAACAAUAAAGGAGAUAUAACAUGCUAAUCAGGUGCUGGUAGUAAUAACAGAUCAGGAUAUUGGAUACACACACAAUACUUAAUAGAAUCAGUUUGUUUCAUGUUAUUUGUUGACAGUAUCAACAGUAUAGAAUAUCACCAGUUGUUCUUCAACACAGGUCCACUGACAGAAAUCUGUGAUAUACAAUCAGGCCAUUUACCUUCAUGAAUGCACUUUUCAGUGCUGAAUACUUCCAUGAACUAGAUCUGUGUGCUCCACAUCGACGGCCUUAAGCGCUGCAUUAGCACAACCAUUGGCACAUUUAUUCGAAUUAAACCUGCAGGUUGCCGUGUUUUCACCAGUGGAGCCACUUGAUAUAACUACUUGCCAUCUUUUUUUUCACAAGGGGACAUCUUGUAUUGUAUUUAUCAUGCUAUACUGCUGUUUGAUGCAAUAAAGUCCUCUCACUGCA